AUGCGGCGACAUUGGAGGAGAAAACUUGUUGGUAACUUUGUACAGAAGAAUCCUUUCCCGUGCGCCGAGGACGAGGACUGCGGCCCGGAGGAGUUUUGCGGGGGGGCGGCCCGCGGGGGGGGUGCCCCGCUCUGCCUCGCCUGCCGGAGACGCCGCAAGCGCUGCCUGCGCGACGCCAUGUGCUGCCCCGGCACGACCUGCAGCAACGGGCUCUGCACCCCCCCGGAGCCUGUCCACGGAGCCACCGAGAUGGACGAGGUGGGCGCCGAAGCUCUGCCCCGACGGACGCCCGCUCCCGCCUGGCUCCCCACUGCCAAAGGUGAGGAGGGGGACUUCUGCCUGCGCUCGUCGGACUGCGCAGCCGGGCUGUGCUGCGCCCGUCACUUCUGGUCCAAAAUCUGCAAGCCGGUGCUGCGGGAAGGGCAGGUGUGUACCCGGCACCGGCGGAAAGGCACCCACGGCCUGGAGAUCUUCCAGCGGUGCCAGUGCGCCGAGGGGCUGGCGUGCCGCCUCCAGCGAGAGCACGGCCCCGCCGAUGCCUCCCGCCUGCACACCUGCCAGCGGCACUGA
Molecule: messenger RNA, 570 nt
Organism: Haliaeetus leucocephalus (bald eagle)
Lineage: Eukaryota; Metazoa; Chordata; Aves; Accipitriformes; Accipitridae
Gene: DKK1
Product: dickkopf WNT signaling pathway inhibitor 1
Exons: 4
Coding region: 1-570 (189 amino acids)
Biological process (GO): negative regulation of canonical Wnt signaling pathway; multicellular organism development
Cellular component (GO): extracellular region
Molecular function (GO): co-receptor binding; receptor antagonist activity
Source: RefSeq, a predicted model, not a curated record